This is a messenger RNA of Adineta ricciae, 756 nucleotides long. The record is from the annotation of a GenBank genome assembly. Lineage: Eukaryota; Metazoa; Rotifera; Eurotatoria; Adinetida; Adinetidae.
AUGACCUGGCGACGAUUUCAAACAACAGCAAGUCUUGCUCUUCUUCGUACAUUAUUGUUCUUCGUCAAUCUGAUUUUUAUACUCAGCGGUGGAAUUCUACUUUUACUUGGCAUUGCAUUGCGAAGUCAUUUUAAAGAGUUUUUAGAAAUCACACCCGAAAUGAAAUCCUCAUCACCUUACGUUGUGAUGGGCCUUGGAAUUGUUAUUCUUCUCAUUGGUUUCUCAGCACUUUGGUGCACAAUUAAAGGUCGUAUUACUCUAUUAUAUGUGUAUUCCAUUCUUAUUCUACUUGUCCUAAUUGCGGAAGUUGUUCUGGCUGUUGCUGUUAUAAUGAGAAAACAAACGUAUGAAACUGCGUUUAAGACCAAUGUGAGAAAUAUUAUGCAUCAGUAUCCACAGAAACCCAUGAAUUUACACGUUGAUCAUCUCCAACGCGCGCUAUCAUGCUGUGGUAUUGAUUCGUAUACAGAUUGGUUUGAAACGCCGUACGGCAGUUUACAAAGUCAAGUACCAUCAUCAUGCUGUAAAAUAUCGUUGAAUCAUACGUGUACCUCAGUACAUCUUAAAACAGUUAAUCUUCCAACGGAUCUUAAUACAAAUGGCUGUUAUUCAACAGUUAUUUCAACAAUCAAAAGUAACUAUCCGAUCUUUGGUGGCAUUAUUUUAACUAUUGCAUUGUUUCCACUCGUGGCUGUUAUUCUUUCUUGUUGUUUGGCUCAUCAACUUGGCAAGCAUCGGUACGAGCGAGUCGACUAA